AUGUCGCAGAGCAGCCAGGGCGUGGCUGACAUGGUGGUCUCCAUCGAUAUCGGCUCGGUUGUCCGCUACACCCAUGCCCGCCAUGCCCUCCAUCCCUCUCCCAAGCGACGCAAGUUCCUCGCCGCCUCGGUCGCCGCCUCGUACCGCUCGCAUCCCUCGCCGCCCGAGUCGGCCACGGCAUCGCCCACGCCAGAGGCGGCGGCACAGAGCAUGUUUGGUGAGCGGAGGUCGUUGGGAGGCGGCGGAGCCGGCUCUGUUUAUGCUGCGGCAAGGUCGGCGGGCGGUGGAUCGGGGCGCCGGCGUGAAGGGGUGGCGGCCUUGAUGGCGCACGAGGCCGCAAGCAUGCGAAACCUACAGGCCAUGGAUGCAUCGCCGUCGUCAGUGGCAGCAGCGGUGUCGCUGGUCGAGCGUGACGCCAUAGCCCGCGAGAUGGCGGUGGGGAUGGCCGCGCUGUCGAUGGCCGCGCCCGAGGCUGUCUUCUCGCCGUGGAAGCUCGCUGCAGUGUUUGACCAGUUUGCAGACCCACUCGACUCGACCGUGAUCGGACCCGAGGGCGUGUACGAGCUCUGCCAGGCGCUCGGAUGGAAUGUCGAAUCGGUACACCUGCUCGCGCUGGCUUGGAUCGUCAACGCGGCACUGAUGGGCUACUUUGCGCAGGACGAGUGGAUGACGCUCUCGCAGCACGAUGUGGCGUCGCUCGACUCGCUCAACACCUUUGUCAACUCGAUUGUCGAGCGGGUGGCCGGCGACGAUGACUCGCUUCGGGCGCUCUACCGCUACGCGUUCGAGUACAUGACGCGGCCGGGGCAAAAGUCGGUCUCCAAAGACAUGGCGUGCUCGAUGUGGCGGUUGCUGCUGGCGCCGGGCGCGGGCGAGAGUGGGCUCCUUGACGCCUUUGAGGCCUUUCUCCACUCCCCAGCCUGCUCGUACCGAGUCAUCAAUGCUGAUCAGUGGGCGCUCUUUGUCGACUUUUACGAGCUCCUCUCCACUGCAGCCUCGAUCGACGACGUCUACUCGGCCGACUCGGCCUGGCCGGUCCUCUUUGACGAGUUUGUAGCCUGGAUGCGGGAGAGCGCAUGACGUGGUGCUGAGCACAAGGAACUGGCAAUGUCCUCGCCGCUAAAACAAGCAACCGAUGUACUG
Molecule: messenger RNA, 1143 nt
Organism: Thecamonas trahens ATCC 50062
Lineage: Eukaryota; Apusomonadida; Apusomonadidae
Exons: 2
Coding region: 1-1080 (359 amino acids)
Biological process (GO): protein neddylation; positive regulation of ubiquitin-protein transferase activity
Cellular component (GO): ubiquitin ligase complex
Molecular function (GO): ubiquitin-like protein binding; ubiquitin conjugating enzyme binding; cullin family protein binding
Source: RefSeq, a predicted model, not a curated record